Messenger RNA from Anisakis simplex (herring worm), 459 nucleotides. Lineage: Eukaryota; Metazoa; Nematoda; Chromadorea; Rhabditida; Anisakidae. The record is from the annotation of a GenBank genome assembly.
AUGUCCGAGCCGUAUCGUGAUCCAUGGCUCGACUACAAAGCGAUUCUCGAUUCAAUGAAGAAAAAAUUCCUGAAAAAACCAAACUAUUCACAAGCUUUAGCUGAUUUCAAUAAGUUGGCGCUUCGAUUUAAAGAUGAGGACUGCGAUCAAUACGCUGCGAUGUGUUACUAUCAAAUGGCAAAAAUCUAUGAGGAAACUGACGAUUGGUUAAUGCAAUAUCGGCAUCUGCUGAAAGCAGCUCGCUUGUUCAAACAAGAUGAAGAGAAGUCACACAAUAAGACACUCGGUAAUCUGAAUCAUAUGCAAGAUUGUUACAAUCACGCAGUGCAACUCAUUUACGAUCACGGUUCACAGUGGGAGGCUGGUCUUCAUACCACUGAACUGGCGAAUGCUUUGCGCACUUUUGACAGACCUGAUCUCGCUUUGCAAUAUCAUGUACGAGGUAGGUCUCAACUUUGA